ACUGAGGCACCGGGCGGGGAGCGCGGCGCGAGGGCCUUGCCGCAUUACGGAACUGGCAGGCGACGCUGGGGUCCAUGCUGUGCCUAGUGCCGUGCUGCCCCAGGACUCCUCAUCCUCGCGUCCCCACAGUGCCAGUUCGUCAGUGCUCCCCUAACUGUGGGGGCUUGAGGGGCCAUCGUACGCCGCGGGGUGGCUGGGGGCUCGCCAGGCCAUAGUGAGGCCUGCUUGGAGCACAUGGGAGAAGCACCCCAGGACAUGGAGGAUUUCCAGCGCGCAUAUAGCAGGCUGUGCAAGGACAGUGGGGCCGAGCCCCAAGACAGUGUCCUGCAGCAGCUGCACGAGCUGCCCAGGGGCCGGCUGGACCUGGCUGCACAGAGCCUGACCGUGGAUACCUGCAGGGCCCUGGGCAAGUUGCUGCAGAGCGCGCUGCUGAGGGAGCUGGUCCUGAGCGACUGCAUGCUGAGCGAGGAAGGUGCCACACUGCUGCUCCAGGGGCUGUGCGCCAACUCUGUUGUGAGGUCUCUGGAUCUGAAGGGCAAUAAUCUGCGUGCUUUGGGAGCUGAGGCUCUGGGGAGACUCCUCCGGCAGAAUAAGUCCAUUCAGAGGUGCCCAUCAGGCCAUGCUCCUGACUCUGCCCACAGCCUCACGCUGGAAUGGAACAAUCUGGGCAUGUGGGAAGAUGCCUUUGCCACCUUCUGUGGGGCCCUUGCUGCCAACAGUGCUCUACGGCAGCUGGACCUCCGGAACAACCAGAUCACCCACAAAGGUGCAGAGGAGCUGGCCCUCGCCUUGAAGAUGAACAGCAGCCUGAAGGAGCUGGAUCUGCGCUGGAAUAACCUCGGCCUCUUGGGGGGCCGGGCCCUGGCAAGCUGUCUCCCCAGCAACAGAACCCUGUGGAGGCUGGAGCUGGCUGGGAACAGCAUCCCUGGGGACAUCCUUCGAGCUGUGGAGCAAGCCAUGAGUCACAACCAGGACCAGCAGGCCUCCUUGCGGGAGAACCAGGCCCGCACUCAAGUGCUCAGCAAGGAGGUUCGGACCCUGCAGGAGGAGAAGUCCAGGCAGUUUCUGGACUUGAUGGAAACCAUCAACAAGCAGCGGGAAGAGAUAGCCAGGAGUGGCAGGGCUACAGCAGUACAAGUGGCACAGCUCCAGGAAGCACUGAAUGAGCGGCACUCCAUCAUCAAAGCCCUCAAGGCCAAGCUGCAGAUGGCUGAGGCCGCCCUAGUGCUGUCCGAACAGAAGGCUCAGGACCUGGGGGAACUCCUGACCAGCUCGGAGCAGAAGCAGCAGAGCCUGGCACAGAGGCAGGCACGGGAGCAGCGGCUAGAGCAGCAGGAAGCUGCAGAGCGGGAGGCCAAGCUUCUCAGAGACUUGUCUGCUGCCAAUGAGAAGAACCUGCUGCUUCGGAACCAGGUGGAUGAGCUAGAGCGGAAGUCGAAGUCUCUGCAGGAACAGCUGUUCAUGGCCCGUCAGGAGCUGACCACCGUGUCUACUGAGCUGAAGAUGCGAGCUGUUCAGGCUGAGGAGCGCCUGGAAUUGGAGAAGAAAAGGUCCCGGCAGAACUUGGAGGACUCAGAACAGCUGCGUUCCAAGGAGGUGGAGCACAUGACGAGGCACCUGGAGGACAGUGAGAGGGCCAUGCAGGAGCGGCUGCAGAGGCUGGAGGCCAUGCGCCUGUCUCUAGAGGAGGAACUGAGCCGGGCCAAGGCAGUGGUGCUCAGUGAACGCAGCCAGGCCGAGGAGGAGCUCAUCAAGGCCAAAAACCAGGUCCGCCUGGAGGAGCAGCAGCACCGGGCUCACCUGGAGGAGAGGCUGCGGCUGCUGACCCAGGCCCGAGACGAGGCGCAGGGCACCUGCCUGCAGCAGAAGCAGGUGGUGUCGGAGGCGCAGGCGCGGGCAGGCCAGCUUAGCCUACAGGUCGAGGGCCUGCGCCGGCGUCUAGAGGAGCUGCAGCAGCAGGAACUGAGCAACAAAGACCAGGAGAAGGUAGCUGAGGUGGCCAGGGUGCGGGUGGAGCUGCAGGAGCAGAACGGGAGGCUGCAAGCCGAGUUGACAGCCCAGGAGGCGCUAAAAGAGAAAGCGGCGGCCCUGGAGCGCCAGCUGAAAGUGAUCAUGAGUGACCACAGGGAGGCGCUGCUGGACAGGGAGAGCGAGAAUGCAUCUCUCAGGGAGAAGCUGCGGCUCAAAGAGGCGGAGAUGGCCCGAAUCCGGGACGAGGAGGCACAGAGGGCCAGCUUUCUGCAGAAUGCCGUACUCACCUAUGUGCAGGGGUCCCCCCUGCGAGCACCGAGCCCCCAGAAGUGAGGGGGAGGCAGCCCGUUGUGUCCCAGCCUUGGACAGUGGAGUUGGUGGCCGGGGGUGGGGGGGCCCUAGCGGUCACUGGGCCCGGUGCUGGGUGCUGGCGCAUGGCCUGGAUGAUCCAGAAUUUUCCCCUGCCUGGGAAAGCAGCAGCAUGAUGGAAGGGGGUCGGCUGUAGCUUGUUACCUAUGUGGCUGUGGGCCAGUGUCUGGAAAUAAAGAUGUUUUGCACUUUGUGAUA
This is a messenger RNA of Erinaceus europaeus (western European hedgehog), 2538 nucleotides long. RefSeq names its product leucine rich repeat containing 45 (gene LRRC45). Gene Ontology annotation, molecular function: protein binding. The transcript has 17 exons. The coding region runs from base 235 to 2304 and encodes 689 amino acids. The record is from RefSeq and is a predicted model, not a curated record. Gene Ontology annotation, cellular component: centrosome. Lineage: Eukaryota; Metazoa; Chordata; Mammalia; Eulipotyphla; Erinaceidae.